CAAUAGUGGCUAAUGAAAAUCUUUCCCUGUGACUUUAACUACAGACAUCAAAAUUUGCUUCAUGGGGUUGUUGUCAUAGAUUUCAAUAUCACGGUUCCAUUUAUAAAUUCCAAAAAUGGGAGCUUAUAAAUACAUGCAAGAGUUGUGGCGUAAGAAACAGUCUGAUGUAAUGAAAUUUCUUCUCAGAACAAGAUGUUGGUAUUACAGGCAAUUAAAUACAGUUCACAGAGCCCCUAGGCCCACACGUCCGGAUAAAGCUCGAAGAUUGGGCUAUCGAGCUAAACAAGGGUAUGUUGUGUAUCGCAUUCGAAUUCGUCGUGGCGGUCGAAAGAAGCAAGUCCCAAAAGGUUGUACAUAUGGUAAACCCAAAAACCAUGGUGUUAAUCAGUUAAAACCAGUGAGAAGUCAUCAAUCUGUUGCAGAGGAGCGAGUUGGUCGUAGGUGCAAAGCUUUGCGUGUUCUUAAUUCAUAUUGGGUGGCUCAAGACUCCACUUACAAAUUUUUCGAAGUUAUUCUUGUAGACCCAGCUCACAAUGCCAUUCGUAACGACCCCAAAGCCAAUUGGAUAUGCAAUGCUGUUCAUAAACAUCGUGAAUUGAGAGGAUUGACUUCUGCUGGUAGGAAAUCUCGUGGUCUCGGCAAAGGUCACAAGUAUGCUAAAACUAUUGGUGGAUCUCGUCGUGCUUGCUGGAAGCGACGAAAUACCCUGCAAAUGCACCGAAAACGAUAAGGCUCUGUAUUGUGUUGAAUAAAUUCUUCUAGUGUUGAAA
This is a messenger RNA of Uloborus diversus, 770 nucleotides long. It is a transcript of the gene RpL15, whose product is annotated as 60S ribosomal protein L15-like. Lineage: Eukaryota; Metazoa; Arthropoda; Arachnida; Araneae; Uloboridae. The coding region runs from base 116 to 730 and encodes 204 amino acids. The record is from RefSeq and is a predicted model, not a curated record. Gene Ontology annotation, biological process: cytoplasmic translation. The transcript has 4 exons. Gene Ontology annotation, cellular component: ribosome; cytosolic large ribosomal subunit. Gene Ontology annotation, molecular function: RNA binding; structural constituent of ribosome.